AGUUAGAUUAGGUUAGAUCCAGUUUGAUUAGAUUAGGUCAGAUUAGGGUUGCUCUGAUGGUGGCAGCUGUUUUCUAUAGUUCUGUUAGUUACGUUUCAUGUUGUUCAACUUCUAGUUUCUGAACUCAUUGGUUUCUAUUCCUGCAUUCUUUUCAACAUCUGGUCUAACAAUGGGACGGACGGACGGAGCGGACCGCCGCAGACCGCCGCAGACCGAGGAGGAAGAGGCGAUGGAGACCAGAGUUUAGCGGACUCACUGAUCAAGUCCUGAUCAAACUAGAUUUUGGAUCAAAAACCCUUUUCCUUUUUACAUUUGAAUAAUUUUCUUUCUCUGAACUGAAACUCACCAAACAGCUCCAUGGCAUGUUGGGGGCGGGGCUAAAUGGUGAUGGGACCAUGUGACCUUCUCCCACCUUUAUCCACAGAAGAGAGAAACUCUGAGAUGGAGCAGAGAGCUGAACACAGAGGAAGAGUCAUGAUGAAGAGCAGAGCUUAUUCCAUCUGAAGGAUGAGGUCACAGCAACAUGUGGGGGAGGGGAUCCAGACAGCUCGCUGAGGACAGGCUGCAUGUAAAGCAGUGGGCCCCUCAGGGAGGCGCUGAGGUGGCUUUGGACCAGAACCAGCAGCUUCUCAUUGAUAUUCACACUGAGGCCCGACUGAAGGCUGCAGCCGGAGGCCCGGGUCCCAGCAAGGGGUUCUGGACCCAACCAGACCAAACAGAACUCUCUUCAUCAUCAGCUGAAGUUGGUCCAGACCCGACCCGACAGCUUUGUCUGAAGAACAGGUCCAAAAAUGUUCUACAGAACCAGUUCUGUAUGAUGCAGGACAGCGAGCCGGUUCUGGACCGGUUCUGUAGGAUGGAGGGUGGCCAGCUGGUUCUGGUCCGGUUCUGUAGAAUGGAGGGCGGCCAGCUGGUUCUGGACCGGUUCUGUAGGAUGGAGGUCGGCCAGCUGGUUCUGGACCGGUUCUGUAGAAUGGAGGACGGCGAGCUGGUGCUGGACCGGUUCUGUAGGAUGGAGGACGGCGAGCUGUUUCUGGACCGGUUCUGUAGGAUGGAGGGCGGCGAGCUGGUUCUGGACCGGUUCUGUAGGAUGGAGGGCGGCCAGCUGGUUCUGGACCGGUUCUGUAGGAUGGAGGACGGCCAGCUGGUUCUGGACCGGUUCUGUAGGAUGGAGGACGGCCAGCUGGUUCUGGACCGGUUCUGUAGAAUGGAGGACGGCCAGCUGGUUCUGGACCGGUUCUGUAGAAUGGAGGGCGGCGAGCUGGUUCUGGACCGGUUCUGUAGGAUGGAGGACGGCCAGCUGGUUCUGGACUGGUUCUGGACCGGUUCUGUAGAAUGGAGGGCCGCCAGCUGGUUCUGGACCGGUUCUGUAGAAUGGAGGGCGGCCAGCUGGUUCUGGACCGGUUCUGUAGGAUGGAGGGCGGCCAGCUGGUUCUGGACCGGUUCUGUAGAAUGGAGGGCCGCCAGCUGGUUCUGGACCGGUUCUGUAGGAUGGAGGGCGGCCAGCUGGUUCUGGACGGUUCUGUAGGAUGGAGGACGGCGAGCUGGUUCUGGACCGGUUCUGUAGGAUGGAGGACGGCCAGCUGGUUCUGGACCGGUUCUGUAGGAUGGAGGACGGCCAGCUGGUUCUGGACCGGUUCUGUAGAAUGGAGGGCGGCGAGCUGGUUCUGGACCGGUUCUGUAGAAUGGAGGACACUCAGCUGGUUCUGGACCG
Cyprinodon tularosa is the source of this 1714-nucleotide messenger RNA. RefSeq lists its product as uncharacterized. The coding region runs from base 524 to 1528 and encodes 334 amino acids. NCBI's taxonomy places the organism in Eukaryota, Metazoa, Chordata, Actinopteri, Cyprinodontiformes, Cyprinodontidae. The record is from RefSeq and is a predicted model, not a curated record. The transcript is spliced from 2 exons.